This is a messenger RNA of Pelmatolapia mariae (spotted tilapia), 1806 nucleotides long. RefSeq names its product insulin-like growth factor 2 mRNA binding protein 1 (gene igf2bp1). Bases 1 to 1806 code for a protein of 601 amino acids. Gene Ontology annotation, biological process: regulation of gene expression; nervous system development. The transcript has 15 exons. Gene Ontology annotation, cellular component: cytoplasm; nucleus; cytosol. The record is from RefSeq and is a predicted model, not a curated record. NCBI's taxonomy places the organism in Eukaryota, Metazoa, Chordata, Actinopteri, Cichliformes, Cichlidae. Gene Ontology annotation, molecular function: mRNA 3'-UTR binding.
AUGCACAAGCUAUACAUUGGGAAUCUAGGCGAAAGCGUGACUGCCGAGGACUUAGGAAAAACCUUUGACGAACACAAGAUCCCAUACACCGGACAGUUUCUAAUGAAAACCGGCUAUGCGUUUGUGGAUUGUCCGGACGAUCACUGGGCCAUGAAGGCUAUCGAGACAUUUUCUGGUAAAGUGGAACUUCAUGGGAAACGUAUUGAGGUCGAACACUCCGUCCCCAAGAAGCAAAGAACCAGGAAACUCCAGAUCAGAAACAUUCCACCUCACCUGCAGUGGGAGGUGCUGGAUGGACUCUUGGGUCAGUGUGGAACCGUAGAAAACUGUGAACAAGUCAACACAGAUAGUGAGACCGCAGUGGUUAAUGUUACCUAUGCAACCCGGGAACAAGCCAGGCAAGCCAUCCAGAAGCUGAACGGAUACCAGUUUGAAAACAAUGCCCUGCGUGUCUCCUACAUCCCCGAUGAAACCUCUGAACUGGAGGGAGGCCAGCGGGGGCCUGAUAACGGCCGGCGACCUGGCUACGGGCCCCGGGGCGGACCCCGCGGUGGGUCCCCAAAUUCUGGGAUGCCCUCCAAACCUCCACAUGCCGACAUCCCUCUGAGACUGCUGGUGCCCACACAGUAUGUCGGCGCAAUCAUCGGCAAGGAAGGAGCCACCAUUCGUAACAUCACCAAGCAGACACAGAGCAAGAUUGACGUCCACCGCAAGGAGAAUGCGGGUGCUGCUGAGAAGCCCAUUAGCAUUCACUCUACCCCUGAGGGCUGCUCAGCCGCCUGUCGCAUGAUCCUGGACAUCAUGCACCAGGAGGCCAAAGACACUAAGACUGCUGAUGAGGUCCCUCUGAAGAUCAUGGCUCACAACAACUUUGUUGGGCGGCUGAUUGGGAAAGAGGGACGCAACCUGAAGAAAAUUGAGCAGGACACGGAUACCAAGAUCACCAUUUCCCCUCUCCAGGACCUGACGCUGUAUAAUCCAGAGAGAACCAUCACAGUUAAAGGCUCCAUCGAAGCCUGCUGUCAGGCUGAGGUGGAGAUCAUGAAGAAGGUCAGAGAGGCUUACGAGAACGACAUCGCAGCGAUGAAUCAACAGACACAUCUGAUCCCUGGCCUUAACCUGGGUGCUCUGGGCCUUUUCCCUUCUUCCUCCAAUAUGCCCCCACCACCACCUGGAAAUGCAGUUGGUGGCACCCCCUACGGCUGCUUUGGGGCUCCAGAACAGGAGACGGUCCAUGUUUACAUCCCAGCACAGGCAGUGGGAGCAAUCAUUGGAAAGAAAGGACAGCACAUCAAACAGCUGAGCCGCUUUGCUGGAGCCUCCAUUAAGAUCGCACCAGCUGAAUCUCCAGACUCCAAAAUGAGGAUGGUGAUUGUGACAGGACCCCCUGAGGCUCAGUUUAAGGCUCAGGGCAGAAUCUAUGGCAAACUGAAGGAAGAGAACUUCUUUGGGCCAAAGGAAGAAGUCAAACUUGAGACUCACAUCAAGAUGGCAGCUGCUGCUGCAGGAAGAGUGAUUGGCAAGGGAGGCAAGACGGUGAACGAGCUGCAAAACCUGACAGCAGCUGAGGUGGUGGUUCCCAGAGAACAGACGCCUGAUGAAAACGACCAGGUCAUCGUCAAGAUCAAUGGGCAUUUCUAUGCUAGCCAGCUGGCCCAGAGAAAGAUCAGAGACAUUCUGACCCAGGUCAAACAGACACAGAAAGGCGGAGUUGGCAUGGGCCCUGGCCCUCAGUCGCCGGGCUUCACAGAGAUGGGCAGACCUACGCAGGGACUGACUCAGGACCACCAGCCACGCAGGAAGUGA